CAGUAAUCAUCACAAGUGUCAUAGCUUUAUUGCCGACACGUAACCACAAAACUCACCUAACACCGACCCUCUUUUUCAUGCUGUUUACAAGGAGAAUGAUAUGACUCUUCUUUGCUUUUAGAUACCUCACCACCAUUACAAAUUCUUUAAUUAUCAUUUUCAUAUGUAUAUAUUAUUGACACACAAAGAGAGAGGGAGAUGUGUAAGAGACUAAUUUGGCGUUGCCCACCAACCUAACUUCCCUUCUACUUCAUCAACAACUCGUGUCCACUUUUCUCACACAAACUUUGGUUCAAGAUUAUAAUUAUAAACACGCCUCCCGCGUGAAUAGAAAACGCAAACAUCACAAAAACAUCAUAAGAAGAACUCUUCUGGCUUCACUACCACUUUUCCAUGGACAAUAAGGCCAAUCAUGUACAUGAUGGGCAUGAGAUUGAUCCUCCUAUCCAUAGCCAAGUCGUGAAGAUCAAGAGAGAGUUUGAGAAGAUACAACACCCGUCUCUAAGGCAGGCUGAGAUGCCAAGGGUGCUUCGCGAGAGCGUGAGUCCACGGCGUUCUCGUUCUCCCUUGGGCUUAGGAGAGAGAGAAAGACCCAUCUCCGUUGGGAAUUGAUAACAAAGAGAGAGAGGGAGAGAUAGAGAUAGGUGAUCCUCUGUGUAUUAGGGUUUCUCUUUUAUCUUUCAAUGUAAAUAUCUCUGGUGAAUAUGAUGAGUUUCCUGUGAAA
This is a messenger RNA of Camelina sativa (false flax), 724 nucleotides long. RefSeq lists its product as uncharacterized. Lineage: Eukaryota; Viridiplantae; Streptophyta; Magnoliopsida; Brassicales; Brassicaceae. The record is from RefSeq and is a predicted model, not a curated record.